This is a messenger RNA of Carassius carassius (crucian carp), 2691 nucleotides long. RefSeq names its product G2/M phase-specific E3 ubiquitin-protein ligase-like. Gene Ontology annotation, biological process: protein polyubiquitination; ubiquitin-dependent protein catabolic process. Bases 1343 to 2608 code for a protein of 421 amino acids. Lineage: Eukaryota; Metazoa; Chordata; Actinopteri; Cypriniformes; Cyprinidae. Gene Ontology annotation, molecular function: ubiquitin protein ligase activity. The record is from RefSeq and is a predicted model, not a curated record. The transcript is spliced from 6 exons.
ACUCAUAACUCAAAUAAAACUUAAUGUGUGUUCAUCAGUAGUUGUUUUUGUGUGUGUGAAUGUCCACAAAACUGGAAGACUAAAAUACUCCACCUAAUUUCUCAGGUAGCACAUUUCUUAUAAAAAGAAACUUGAACACACAACUUAAAAGACAAACUUAAUUUGAAACAGGAUUGGCAUAACAUGAAUUAAAAACAAAACAAAACUCAUCCUGUUAUAUAAUUCGUUGUGUGGACAAUCCAGCAUCAUCAGUCCGUGAUUAAUUUCCCUCACUCUGCUCCAACUGAGCAUAAGCUCAUCCCCCUUUUCUUCUUUUAACUUCAUUCAGCCCGGGCAGCUAGUCAAACAGGCUUUUGUGCUUGCUCUCAGAAGUACUUGGACAAUAAAAGCGGGAGUAACAAUUCAGUUUUAGUUACAUUAACCAUCUUGAACAUCAGGACCAUUACAUGAAUCAAAGACAAACCAACAAUGAGUGAGUACAACACAAAAAGUGUCUCUAUAUACUGUAUGUUUAUUGGUUUGUCAGACUCACUGUCUGAUUCAUUUCUAUAAUUUUAGAGCACGAUCGCAUGUGUGGCAGUCAAUGUCUGGGUCCGAUGACUUUCAAUAAGGACCUGACAGGCCAAUACGUGACCCUCAGACAAAAAGGACAACUCGCGUCCAGAGACACCUCAUCCUUUAUGAACGGUUUGGCAUUUCUCAGCCGCACUGUAAAGGUUGCUGAAAAGCUGAGUAUACGUAUUGAGAACUGCACCUCGUUGUGGGAUGGAGCUCUUCAUGUGGGUUUCACCAACAUCUGCCCACAGAAAAACGGUUUACCACCUGCCUCAGUACCAGACCUCAGGGACACACAAGGAUACUGUGUUGUGCCAGUACCUGAGGACUUGUGUAGGAGUGGUGUACAGCUUCAGUUCUGGAUAAACUAUGCAGGCAUGGUUAUUGUUCAAAAGAUAGGUGGGGAGAAAUAUUACCUCAAAGCAGAAAGACUGAACCUGAAUAAUCCGCUGUGGGUGUUCAUUGAUCUGUACGGGAGCACAAGCGCUGUCCGCCUUCUGAGUAAGUGUGAGAAAAUAACUUUCGAACUAAAUUUCAAUUGUUAACUGCUACUUGAAUCCAUUUAAAAUAUCAAAUCUUUUGUAAAAAUGUUGAAUGUGCUGUAGGAUCAAGGAGGGGCAGUCGAACAUCAUGCCCGGACCGUCCUGUAGACAGUACAUCUGGCAUCAACUUGCUAGCAAGAGCGGUUGAGCGACACACAGAGGUACUUUUUUUUGCAACUCUACCUGCUAGUUGACAUUUACUUGACAAUACCAAGCAAUUAACCUGUGAUUUUUCUUUUUCACAGAUGAACACUCACACAUUAUCACAAUCACAUUCUCCUCCACCUGUUCCUGCACAACAGAGACACCGGUUGACUUCAACAAGCACUAUUCUUUCAGAUUCAAGCCGAAACUCUUCAAUGGAGGACAUGGACUUUAUCUCUUUGCUCAGAGAGUUUCAGCACAUGCAUCUCAGUGGCAGCGAGCACAUUUCAGUAUUGGUUUCUCGUAACAAGGUGCUGCAGAGUGCUACAGAUUCUGUUUCCAACUCUUAUUUUUCUUGGACCAAAAUCCCUCUCGUGACAUUUGUUGGUGAGGAAGCCCUUGACCGUGGAGGUCCAAGCAGAGAGUUUUUCAGAAUCCUGAUGAUGGAGGUGCAGAGAUCGCUGGGCAUCUUUGAGGGGCAGCCUGGACACCUUUUCUUCACCUAUGACCAGAUGGCACUGGAAGAACAUAAGUAUGAGUUGGCGGGGAAGCUGAUUGCGUGGUCUGUGGCUCAUGGUGGCCCAGGACUCAAAUUUCUUGACCCCUGCCUGUACCAGCUGAUGUGCACCCAGGAAUGUCAGCUGGUAGACUUUGACUGGCACCUAAUACCAGAUGCUGACAUUCAGGACAAACUACAAAAGAUUUCCUCAUGCAAAACGAGGGUAGAUCUCCAGAGGCUGCAGACAGAGCAGGGUGACUGGAUCUGUGAAUGUGGUUUCCCUGGAAUAUACAGACAUGAAACUUCCAUUAGAGAUGUGCCAAAGAUUUACUCCUUUGCAGUUCGACACUACAUAUAUCUGAGAACAUCAAGUAUGAUUCAUCAGUUCACAAAAGGACUGAAUGCUUAUGGACAGUUCUGGGAUAUGGUAAGAACUCACUGGGUUGAGUUUCUACCCAUCUUUACCAACAUGCAUGAGCCCCUUUCCAGAGGCACAUUUAGAGACCUGUUCCAAAUCCACUGGAGUAAACCAGGGACCAAGAAGAGGGAGGCAGAGGAGCAGACUAUACACUGCUGGGAACUGGUACUUAAGAUGAUUGAAGAAAAAAAACCAAAAGCUCCACACAACGAGUUGCAUUUUGAGGAGAUUUUGGCUUUCAUAACUGGAGCAGAUGAGGUCCCACCACUUGGGUUUUCCCAGAAGCCCAGCAUUCACUUCAAUCAACCAGAGCAGUGUGGAUGCCGUCUACCAUUUGCCAACACAUGCAUGAUGGGAUUGUUCCUGCCCAGGGUUGUAAAAGAUGAAGUGCAACUUUACAGGAUGAUCCUGAGAGCAAUCAGGGACUCAGCUGUUUUUGGGAGAACAUAAACAUAUAUAAUUAAUUAUAUAAUUAAUUAAAUGGUCAUAUCCAUAAUUAAGUACAUUUAUAAGCUUUAUUUCAUUAUUUAAGA